AUGUAUAAAACUGCAAUCAUCCUUUUGGUUAUUUGUUUAUCAUUGGCUGAAUGUAAAAAAAGUGCAACGGAUAAAGUUGUCGAUGCAGCAACUGAUAUAAAAGAUAAAGUCGUUGAAACGGUAUCGGAUGGAUUAAAAGUCGCUGCUGAUAAAGCCAAAGAUGUAGCAAGUGAUGCCUACAAAGCUGGAAGUAAAGUGGUCGAUCAAUAUGCUGAAACUGGUAGUGAAUAUUUGAGCGAUGCUACUGAUUAUGUAAAAGAUAAAGCAGCUGAUGCAGCAAAAGUUGGAGCUAAAGUGGCCGGUGAAUAUGCUGAUCAGGCAAAAGCUACGUUAAAAAAUGUUGCAGAUGAUACUUUAAAAUCAGCUCAACAUUUUGGUAAUGAUGCAUUGGCAGCUGGUAAAGAAUAUGGUCAAGAAGCACUCAAACAAGGUCAAAAAUUAGGAGAACAAGCAGCGGCAGCUGGUGCAGACUAUGCAAAUGAUGCAUUGAAAGAAGGAGAAAAAUUGAGUAAAGAAGCAUGGGAAACAACGAAAGAACAAGCAAAUCAAGCAUUGAAAAAUGGUAAAAAGGCAGCUAGUGAAUCACUUGAAGAAGCGAAGGAAAGUGCUCCUGGUAAAAUAAGAUCAGCUAAAGAAACGGCAACAGAAACAGCUGAAUCAAUAAAGGAGAGUGGAUCGGAAACAUUAAAAUCAGGAAAAAAAGUAGGUGACAAACAAUGGGAGACAACAAAAGAAAAAGCAAAUCAAGCAUUGAAAGAUGGUAAAAAAGCUGGUACUGAAGUUAUUGAAGAAACGAGAGAAACUGGUCACAAAAAAAUAAAAACAGCCAAAGAAAGUGCAACAGAAACAACCGAGAAGGUUCGAGAGCAUGGAAAAGAUCUGUAA
Messenger RNA from Didymodactylos carnosus, 885 nucleotides. Lineage: Eukaryota; Metazoa; Rotifera; Eurotatoria; Philodinida; Philodinidae. The record is from the annotation of a GenBank genome assembly.